This is a messenger RNA of Trypanosoma conorhini, 879 nucleotides long. Its product is annotated as group II trans-sialidase superfamily. The transcript has a single exon. Gene Ontology annotation, molecular function: exo-alpha-sialidase activity. Bases 1 to 879 code for a protein of 292 amino acids. Lineage: Eukaryota; Euglenozoa; Kinetoplastea; Trypanosomatida; Trypanosomatidae. The record is from RefSeq and is a predicted model, not a curated record.
AUGAUAACUGCACUUUUGCAGGAGAGGGGCAACAGGACGACCAGGAGACUGUUUUUGUCCCCCCUGACGGAGGAGCUGGGGACAAUCACGUCCGUCUUGGGCACUUGGGCAAAGCUGGACUCCGCCUUCUCCAAGUCGUCUGUGCCCACGGCCGGCCUGGUUGGAUUCCUGUCCGAUGCGUCGAGUGAUGCCACGUGGGACGACGCGUACCGCUGCCUGAACGCAGUUGUGAAAAAUGCAAAGAAGUUCGACAAUGGCUUUGAGUUCACUGGACCCGAGUCCGGCGGAAUGUGGCCCGUGAACAUGUGGGACUAUGGUAAUGUGUACGGCUUUGUGAAUUACGCGUUCACGCUGGUGGCGACGGUGACCAUCCAGCAGGCUCCGAAGGAGAGCGCGCCUCUGCUGGGUGCGAGUCUGGAGGGCUAUGGCAGCACGAAGUUCGUGGGGCUGGCGUGCACUGCGAAAAGUGGGAGACGGUCUUCAACGGCGCGGCAACCGCACCCAACGGCAAUUGGGAGCCGGGGAAGGAGUACCAAGUGGCGCUCAUGCUGCAGGGCAACAAGGGCUCCGUGUACGUGGACGGCAAGCUCGUGGGGAGCUCCGACGCGCCGCCAACACCCGAGGCACGGGGUUACGAAAUCUCACACUUCUACUUUGUCGAGCGCUUUGAGUUCCUUGGCACUCAGCGGGCGGUUGUACAAAAGUAAGUUCGUCACCGUCACACCGCCGCCUCUGUCAGUGCCGUCACCCUCGUCGUCUCCAAAGAAGAUUACUCGCAAAGCCAAACAGACGACAGCUUCCCGCGCGCGGGUGUGUAUUGGGUGCUGCUACUCCUGCUGCUGCUGGGACUAUGGGGCAUUGCGGCCCUCUCCUGAGUGA